AUGUCGCUCAUCGUGGAUCCCGACCAUCUCAUACACUCCCUGCGGCUUGCUUAUCUCAAGCGUAUCGACGAUCACUAUGGUCCGAGGAUCAUCACGUUUCCCUCGGUCACCAAUACUAAUCGCCCGACCACCAGCACAGCCGCUAGCCACGGUGACGCGCCCACCGCAUCAGUAUCGACAUCAUCGUCCAACACAUCGUUCUUUGCAUCCUCGUCCACAGCAGCACAGAGAGAUGAUGCAAGUGGCAGAAAUGGCGCGCUGUACUCGCACUAUAAUCCGUUCAGUGCAGAUGCCUAUGUUGCGGUCGCCGGCCUCACAGAUGCCUCGCGCCACCCAGAGCUCGAGACCGUUUACUCGCCCGUGCCCACCGUAGGCGGGGCAGGUCCCUUUGGCGGAUUCAACCACCGCCGAGGAAGCGCACACAAGCAGUCCGGCGACUACAAAGCCAACGACGAUGGUCUCGACAAGAAGCAACCCUCCACAGGCCUCUCCUACACGCAGACCAUCUACGGGCCAGGACGCAGCGGCGCUCUUGGCAUGCGCGUCAACGGACGCAGGGCCAGCAAGCGCGUCAGCAUCAGCGGCGCAAGCGCCAAGGCAACCGAGAUAGCAGAGAAGGAUGCGGCCUCAACGGAAUACGACAGCGCGGAAGCUUUUGCCGGCGCCGAAGCCAAGCAAAGCGAUGCUGGAGCUCGCCAACCACAACCACUCGACUCGUCCGAGGCAGCAGAUCGCUCACUUGGACCAGCCUCGGUCGCCGCCGGCGAAGCGCAGGGUACGGUGAUGGGCAAGCGCGUCAACUUUGCCGACCCGCCUCCCGUGCAUUCACGAAGCUCUCUUGACGUAGACCGUUCGUCGGAAGGCCGAUCCGUGUCUCCACAUCCUGCCACCUCGACUGCUGGGCGCAGCGACUCAGUGUAUGCGGAGAGCUCCACCGAGUCCAAUACGGCGCUCUCCAGCCUGGGCUCGGCAGGCUCGCUCCAGGACGGCAGCCUGGGCCUCACCACCAUCAACGCGGCCAUCACCGGCGGACUGCACUCGCCGCACUCUUCGGCGAGCCAGAGCAUGGAUCCGACGUUGACGGCACGCUCAUCGCCCGUGCUCUCGCGUCCAGCUGUGCCGCCACUCGGCAACGCACCCGGGCUACCCGCACCGCCCAAGAUGAUCAUCUCCGCCACGGGCGAUAGCGACGACAACAGCGAUGCCGACACGCCUGCGCACAUUCUCGGCCCGUCCAAGGGCCGCCAGCACCGUCGACCGAGCCACUCCAUCAGCACACGCCAUGCAGCACAGUCGGACUACUUCUCUUCCAUCCGCGUGAGCCGCAGCCAGCUCGAAAGCCGGCACGCCAGUCGGCCCAAAGCGUCGAUGCUCAGCUCGAUGCUGCAGAAGCAGGACUCGAGCCCGGAGAAUCCGUUUGCGGCGCUCUAUGCGGGCAUCGCCGGACGCUCUGCCACGGCGCCGAGCAUGACAGUGGAGAUCUACUUUCCAUGGGCAGAGGGCGGGCAGCCACCAUCGGCGAACCCGCCAUCGAGCGGCGCAGUGUCGGUGCACGCCAAGACCAAGUGCAUGAAGCUCAACAUCCGCAAGGACGCGACGAUGGAAGAGGUCAUCGGCUAUGGGCUGUACUGCUUUGUCGAGGAGCGGUGGAAGCCCGAGCUCGAUCCGCCCGGCUCGUCGCGGCCCGAGAGCGAGCGCGAGGCGAGGCUCACCACCAUCGGUUGGACGCUCAUGAUCGUCGAAGACGGCGAGGUGGACGACGACUUCCCGGCCAUCGACCAGAGUCUGUUGCUGGGCAAGUUUGGCGGCGACGAGUUUGCGAUUUGCGAGGCAACGCCGAAUCAGAUCAAGCAGCACCGUGAUGCCUAUGCGGGCAUUGCAAGAAGGACGCUGGUUCGGCCACCGGCGCCCAACAAGACGGCGGUCAAGGGAGCAGCGGGUGGCGAGUCGGUCGCGGUCGGCUCGGGGAUGGAUGCAACUCACAGCAUGCUCGCUGGAGGAGCCAAGAGCGGGGCGACGGCCAUCUCGGCAAAUCCAGCGCUGGCAUCGCGGCUGGGCGUGCCCGGUGUGGGCGCCCAGGUGCCUGCGGGCUCGGUGAUGAACGUGCAAGGAACGCCGAUCUUUGCGUCGGGCGCGCUGUCGCGCAGUGCGCUGGGAUCCUCGUCCCAGUCGAUCUUCCUGCGCGUGCUGGUGACGCCGAAUCCAGAGGUGCGGUACAAGACGACGUUGCAGGUGCCGUCGGACAUGUACCUUGCGGACGUGCUCGAGAUGAUCUGUCGCAAGCGCCAUCUGUCGAAUGUAGACGACUGGGCGCUGAUCGUACCGGACAAGAGCAUCGUUGUGCCGCUCGAUCGGACCGUCGAGUCGCUGCAGGGGAAUCACGACCUGGCGCUGGUGCGACGCUCGAGCUUGGGUGCGCUCGGGGGUGCGGGUGCGCUCAGCAGCUCAUCUACGAAUCCGAACGCCUCCAUCUUCAAACGGUACUCGGCCAACUCGGACGCGAGCGCGUUGGGAGGUCAGCCCAAGUACACCAAGGCGCUCGACAUUGCGGCGGCCUACAAGAGCUAUACGGUGUAUCGCAGGUCGCCGAUGUUUGGCGGGCGGCACAACGAGCGCAGCCUCACGCUGGACGGCGACUGGCUGCACAUUAUGCCUACAGACAUGAAGACGUUUGGCAAGGCGGCGUCAUUCCACGUGUCGAGCGUGGUGGCGUGCAAGCUGUCGAGCAAGCUGGCCAACGCAUUCAAGCUGGUCGUCUGGCGAGAGUCGCCGCGCGAUACCAAGCGCUACGACUUUGAGGCCGACUCGACGCGCAUCGCGGCCGAAAUCGUGCGCGAAAUCAACCUUCUCCGCAGCCAGAACACGUAA
Moesziomyces antarcticus is the source of this 2868-nucleotide messenger RNA. RefSeq lists its product as uncharacterized. Gene Ontology annotation, cellular component: TORC2 complex; plasma membrane; cytoplasm. Gene Ontology annotation, biological process: TORC2 signaling. Gene Ontology annotation, molecular function: phosphatidylinositol-4,5-bisphosphate binding. NCBI's taxonomy places the organism in Eukaryota, Fungi, Basidiomycota, Ustilaginomycetes, Ustilaginales, Ustilaginaceae. The coding region runs from base 1 to 2868 and encodes 955 amino acids. The transcript has a single exon. The record is from RefSeq and is a predicted model, not a curated record.